Messenger RNA from Myripristis murdjan (pinecone soldierfish), 6600 nucleotides. Its product is annotated as high affinity choline transporter 1-like. The transcript has 9 exons. Gene Ontology annotation, biological process: transmembrane transport; acetylcholine biosynthetic process; choline transport. Gene Ontology annotation, cellular component: plasma membrane. Gene Ontology annotation, molecular function: choline:sodium symporter activity. The record is from RefSeq and is a predicted model, not a curated record. Lineage: Eukaryota; Metazoa; Chordata; Actinopteri; Holocentriformes; Holocentridae. The coding region runs from base 1456 to 3123 and encodes 555 amino acids.
UAUCUAUGGUCCAUAGACCUAAAUGGAACCAAACCUUAAUUCAUGUCAUUCAUAACACUUGUGCUUACCCCUGCUAUUUCAUGUGAAAAUAGCUGCUGUGAACAAGGUCUUUUGAUCCCUGCAUUUCAGAGUGCAACAGAAGUGUAGUAUAGUGUUUUCUUUGGUAAUUGCCUGAAUAGUGGCAUGUAAGGCUUGAGCCACAGUAUUUCAUCAUCAUUUCUACUUAUAUGGCACUUUUCAAAAGAAAGUUACAUGUUCAAAGACUGUUAAGGGACAGAUCAAUAAAACCUAAAGAUAGUAAGGGAUAAAUAGAUUCAACCAUGAGGAUCAAAAAUUGAUGGCAAAGCAAGGAUGAAAAUAAAUAAAAUCCAAAUGUUAUGAUAGGUGACUUAAACAAUGAGACUGACAAUGAUACAACUAAAACAGAACAGGUUAGCCAGUAACAAGAUGUUAAAACAGUAGUCUAAGUUUUACUGCAGAUGUUUGAGUGCACUGGAGGUGCUCUACUUCUUUUUGAUUAAGACAGGUAAGCAAGGCACUGUAGUUCUCAAGGCAAGGUAGGAUUCCAUGUAUAAUCCUGUCUGAAUUGCUGAAAUUCAAGACAGAUGUAAUUCUGACAAGCUUUGAUACUGGCAGACAUUAUCUAGGCUUUUAUCUAAGACAAAAAUGUAGUUUACGUUCCACAGUGUGUGGUACAUGGGGGCUGUUGUGUCUAUACAGUAUGUACACACAGUACACACAUACAGAACACAUGCACAUGAGCCAUGUGAGCAAGAUUAUGAGUCUUUUGUUUAGUUUUGUGUAGAUUCCCCCUCCUCCUUACCCAUUCCUUCCCUGCCCACACAUAAACACAUUCACCAGCACUCACAUAUUGACCUCCUACCCAUAAUUUUCAAAUGCAGUCCCUUUACAGCCCCUUUCCUUUUUCCUCUCCCCUCUCUCUCCAUGUUUUAUGGUUCCAGUCGGAGCAGUGUCUCAUGAAGUAUGAUUAGCCCUUAAAAACAAAAAAGCGUCUUUGUGAUCAUGGAAAUGAUGUGUUUGUUUCUGUUGAAUUCAUUUUUGUCUGUACAAAGGGUGACAUAAUAAAAGACACUUAUUUAUAAGAAACUGCCUCACUGUGAUCCUUUGGACAGAAAAUCAACCUUGAGGACUGAGUAAUCUGUAGAAUAAAUCCGUUAAUUCAGCUUCCCUAGAUAGCAUGGUAGAGUGGAUACAGUGUAAAAACAGUGUAACAUUAGUGAUGUCCAUACAAUACAAAGAAGUGGAGGUUGCAGUUCCCACUCAGACACAUACUCACUCCUCCCUCGCACACACUAACAUGGCUCUGAGUUGUGCUCACUUACUGAGGUUUGCGGUUGAACCUCGGGCCAUCCAACCACUGAAGAGAGGGGACAACAACUGUCCGCCAUCUUGUCAGUGCUGCCGAGCAUAUGGUAGCUCAUACUCAAGACAACAAUGGCUCUGAAUGUGGCAGGUCUGCUGGUGAUGGGGUUAUUCUACAUGCUGAUUUUGUGCACGGGCAUCUGGGCGUCCCUGCGCUCUAAGAAAGAAGAGAAAAAGUGUACCGGAGACGGCAUGGAGAUAACGCUGCUGGCAGGACGCAAUAUCAACCUCCUAGUCGGCAUCUUCACACUCACUGCUACCUGGGUGGGUGGAGGCUUCAUCCUCGGCAUAGCUGAAGCAGUUUACAACCCGACCUUAGGUCUGGUAUGGGCUCUCAUGCCUGUGCCCUAUGUCCUGACCUUCUUCUUAGGUGGCUUUUUCUUUGCUAAGCCCAUGAGGGAAAACAAGUAUGUGACAAUGAUGGACCCGUUUCAGAAGAAGUAUGGGAAUGUCCUGAGCAGUGCACUUAUCAUGCCUGCACUGGUGGCUGAUGUCCUUUGGGUGGCACGCACACUAGUCAGCCUAGGUGGAACUAUGAGUGUGAUCCUGGACCUGUCCUAUGUGUACUCCAUCAUCAUCUCUGCAGUAGUGGCCAUAGUCUACACACUGCUGGGGGGGCUCUACUCUGUGGCCUACACAGACGUCAUCCAGCUCAUCCUCAUCUUCGUCAGCCUGUGGGUGUGCGUUCCCUUCAUGUUGACCAACCCUCACUCGGUGGACAUCUCGCAGACGGCCUACACACAGGCUUUCCAGGCCCCCUGGAUUGGCACCGUGGAGCUCAAGGACGCGGGCAAGUGGUUCGAUGACUUCAUGGUGCUGGCUUUGGGUGGUCUGGCCUACCAGGCGUUCUACCAGAGGAUCCUGUCGGCCUCGUCUUACACCCAGGCCCAGGUCACCUGUUUCGCCUCUUCAGCUUUCUGCCUGGUGCUGGGGAUUCCCUCCAUGCUGAUCGGAGCGGUGGCCGCAUCAACAGACUGGAACACGACCACGUACGGUUUGCCCUCCCCAUACGAGCGUGGAGAGGCGGGCUCCAUCCUCCCCAUCGCCCUGCAAUUCCUUACCCCCACCUACAUCUCUAUCAUUGGCAUUGGAGCAGUAGCCGCUGCCGUCAUGUCGUCCAUGGACUCAGCCCUGUUGUCCUCUGCCUCCCUGUUCUCAUCUAACAUCUAUAAGAACAUCAUCAGGAAGCAGGCAUCAGACAAUGAGAUGCAGUGGGUGAUCCGUAUUUCAGUGGUGGUGGUGGGUCUCUCUGGCACUGCCCUCACCUUCCUGGACAACAGCGUCCUGGUCUUCUGGCUUGUGGGUGUGGACAUGUCCUACACCAUCAUGUUCCCUCAGCUUGUGUGCAUCCUCUUCUUUAAAAUAUCCAAUGGUUAUGGCGCAACUGUGGGUUACAUCAUGGGAGUCGUUCUGAGGGUCCUGAGUGGUGAGCCCCUCAUCGGCCUCCCACCAGCCAUCAAGUUCCCCGGCUGCCGGCUUGACGCAGAGGGGAAGUUAACCCAGUUCUUUCCCUUCCGUUCCACCAUCAUGGUCAUCUCAAUGUUGUCCAUCCUGCUCUUCUCCUGGUUGGCCUCUAUCGUUUUCAACAAGGGUCUGCUGUCCGAGAGGUGGGAUGUGUUUAAAAUCAAGCAGGCAAAAGCAGCAGCGGCAGCAGCCAGAGCCAUGGAGGAGAAGGAGACUUUGUCAAAUGACAAAGAUCUUGCCUUGUCCAAUCAUUUACUGGACACCACCAGCUGCUAAGCAGACUCCCAGAGAGAGAGAGGAUGGGUGCUGGAGGCAGGCAUUUUUGUCUGUCUGCCAAGCAGGAGUUCACAGAGGGGGAACAAUGGCAAGGGCUAGACAUCAACAUCAACAGUCCCGCGGUGUGUUUGUGAUGAUGAUAUAUAGACCUGAAUUAGCAGUUUAUUUGAGUGUGAUCUCAGUCAGCCUCAGUCUCCUCUGUGAAAAAUAAAAUAAUAUUAAGCAGUUUAGCUAUUUGGUCCCUCUCAAGAUUUCUUCCCUUUUCCCCAUGAUCUUUGGGUUUUUGGGGGGAGUUUUUCUUGCUUGCUAUGACGGUUCAAGUCAGAGGGUGUCAUCUUGUUUUGUUUGUUGUAAACAGUGGGGCCUGGAAAUCCCUUUGAGACUAUAAAGGGUGAUUUGGGGCUUUAAUUCCACUUGACCUUGAGCUUGGCUAGCAAGUUUACAAUAGCAAAUGAGCCAUUUGCAUAGUUUAUGGCAUCUUACUUGCAUACUUAGAGACGAUUCUUAUACAACAGUCUGAAUUAUUAUAAAAUGCCAGAGUUUGUUUUGUUUUAAGAUCAAAUAAAUUAGUCACAUAUAUAUAUAUAUAUAUAUUUGUAUAUAUCAUCAUACAUCACUGUAUCGCAGCAGUCGUUGCAAAGAACACAGAAGCAACUUUGACUGUCACAAGGCGUCAUCGAAUAUCAUUGGCAUAUGUGGAAAGGAUUAUGAGAGAUGUUUGAAAAUGCUAAGAUGUGGAUAUAUGAGUUCACAAUAAUACAACUUUUACCUCCUUUUAUUAAGUAAAUACUACUCAAUAAAAAAAGACAUGUAGAUUUGUACCAAUUUAUAAAAAAUUACUUUUAGCACAUCUCAACAAAGUUUGAAAGUGCCCAAGUAUAGAGGAAGGAAGUGCCUCAUCCUUGUUGAUUGACCUGAAUUUGGUUCUUGAAGACCACUGCACUGUGGCAACCGCAUUAUGGCACAAAGAGACUCACACAAGAGAUAAAUUCCAUCCUAAAGGAAACGACCAGCCAAACAAGACAGCAAACCACAUUCACAACAUGUGUUUUUGUUAUUCAUUUUUAUUUUCCGUUCCCGUGAGAGGGCAACGGUUUGUUCAGCCGCAGUCUCUCAGGAAAUGGAAUGCAGCAAGCCAUCCUCUUCACCCCUCUGUGAAUAAACACAAUGCACCUCCACCUGGGUGCAGCUCGCAGUGGCAUGAGACAUGUCUCACAACGCCGCACUGUGCUGCUCAUGCGCCGUGACGCUAAUUUGUCUCCCAAAUCUCUGUUGACAGUUUGCACCCAUAUUCAGACAGACAGGGCUAUCUCUCACAGAAGAACAAAACAAGCAACCCAACGCACAACGUCAUAACAAAGCACAGAUUGUGUACAGUAACAGUAAUCAUACAUGACUAAAUUGUAGUCCAUGCAAACUAACAGCUUUAUAAUCCACAAGUCACUGCCAUGUGACAUUAUACACAUGAAUCUGCAUAUGAGGCGAGUAUGGCAGUUGCUUUUACCUCCCUCGCUGAAUUACACAUCACUCCAUAAAAAUCAGACUGUUUUUAAUCCAUGUUUUUACAACACUGUGGCAAAGUUUUACAGCACCCAGGUAUAAAAGAGAGAAAUGGGUCACCCUUACUUAUUAGUCUGACUUGAGUUCUUGAAAAUUGCAGUGCUCUGGUGACUGCUGUGGUAAAAUCCUAUAGCAAAUUCAAGCAAUAACUAAAACCACACACAACCGUCAACACUGGAACUCAAGUGAAAAAAAAGCACUAUUUCAGGCUUUUAAAUGCUCAUUUUCUGUCUUUGCUCUGUUUACUACUUAAUAUCCCCCUGUUUUAUUGUGAACAACAACACUGAGAGCCAAAGCUGUGGUCUCUACCAACGCAGGAACUUGGUCCCCCACCCGUUUGUAAUUACAGGCAGUCAUUUUCAGCCCAUUCCUUGUGGGAUGGUUCCUAUAGUCAAAAGCUGCCAGUUGUCUAGUAUGAUGUAUAAAUGUAUCUCGAGCUUUCCUACAACUGCGUGGUGAGAGAGAAUGCCAGAUACUGUAUCUUCCAUGUUUUCCCCUCCUCCUCACUCCCCCCCACUUUCUUCUCCUCUUUCUUCUCCUCCACCAGUCUGGAAAGGUCCUAGAGAUGUAAACAGUGCCUUUCACAGUAAAGUGUAAAUGAUUUUGUACUGUACACUUAUUUUCUAUGACUAUAUAUGCAAAGUUGUAGUUUACAAUGGGCUGAUUUUUCCCCCUCUGGGAGUUGUGAGAAAGUUGUUUUUUUUGUUUUUUUUUUCACAGUAGUACAUUUUUUCCUCUGUUUACUAAUUAGAUACUGGUAAGAGAGCAGACAUGAGAAGACGAUGAGCCUCGAGGUUUUUACAUAUUUACUGUAUGUUUUUGUACUGAGCCGACACAGUUGUUUGGUGUCCAAAGAGAUAACUGAUAAUGAGUGACAGUGAGAAGGGCUUCCUCUACCAAACACUUUUUAUCCAAAACUGUUCUCUCUCAAAUGUCAACAGUAAUUGCUGGACAGCAUCAAGUGACUAUCUAGUCGCUAUGUUUCAAAUACCUCGGAGCGGACAUGUUGGCUUUAAAAACAUCGCAGUGCUAGCCACAAUUUUAUCUUCAAUCCAAAGCAUAUGAAUGUCAGAACUUGUCAUUUUUCCAAAGACUAUAUGGCACAGAACAAACUGUUAUAAAACAGGAGGUCACAUGCAGAAAUCGACGCAUGCAUCUGUUUAUAGGUGUAAUUAUGGGAUUUGUGCCUGUAUUAUACUCUGUACAGCCUUAUCAUAUAUUAUCGUGUAUAUUUAUAACAAGUUUUUAUCAGAGUUCACCAUUACGUAUCAUGAAACUGAAGCGUUUUAGCAGAUUGAUACAAUAAUACAUUUUAUCUCAAAACCAGCAAGAACUUUGCAUGUCAAGUAAAUUCACCUUUGGCCAUAUUCAGACCGUUUGGCACCAGUUCACUUGGGUAGCACUGAAUCUGGAGAGAUGUGGCCUUUAGAAGCAAAAAUGUCCUACACAGCUGUGAAAACAUGCACCAUCAGGACCCCUCUGUGAACGUUAUCUAAAGGAAGCCCUUGGAAAAAUUGCUGCCAAACCUUGGUUAAUCAUCAACAAUAAUAGACCUGACAAAUGGAGAGUGCAUAUAUUGCCAUCUGUACAUUACAUUUGAGCAAAGAUGUUGCAUUUCUAAACUUAGAGACUCGAAAAAUAAAAUAAAUACUAUCUCAUUAAGGUAAAAAAUGACAGUAUUGCUGAGUGGAUUCAUAUAAAGCCGUUCACAACACAGACAGUGGUUUCUAGAUUUUCAUCCCCCAUCAUAUGUAUUUGGUUUUUUACUAUUAUGCAUGUUGAUUCUUGUUACUGUUGUUUUAUUACUGAGCUUUAGUGAAGGCUGUUCUCUCUUGCCACUUGGCAAGGUCCUACUUUGUAAUCAAUUAUGUAAAUCCCCAUGGGGUGAUGUUCUGUUGGAAUAAAAGGUUAAUAAAA